AUGAUCUCGCGGGCACUCGUUUGCCUGCUUUUCGCCCUGCCGCCGGCCACCGCUGCCAAACGACAUCCCAAGGCUCUCCGACACUGCCGCGAGCCUCCCAAUCUUGUACGUUUUGUCCUUUAAUUCCUCAAACAACGUUUUUUGGCUUUCAUUUGUUUUCCUGAAAAGUUGAAAAAAAUGAAAUGAAACACUACUCAGAACCUCUGAUAUGCGAAAAGACAGUUCUCGAAGUUGCAUUUCGCUGAAAUUCCAGUUUUUGAAGUAAAAAGGUACUCUCAAAAAUUUUUUUCCGAAGGCUAAGAAAAAUUUGAUUUUUUGGGUGAAAUGGCUUUCCUUGCAAAUUGGUUUUAUCAUUUUUUAUGAAAAAGUUUUAAAAAAGCCACUAUUCAAUUUCUGAUUUAGACUUUUUAUUUUAAUUCUAACAUUUUUUCAAGAAUUCAUCCCAACAGUAUUUGAAACUGGAUUCAAUCGAAUCAACGGCAAAAAAAAAACGUGCGAAAAGUUAGGAUAGAUGGUGGCGAACGGCGUGGGUGGCGAUUUUUGGUUUUUUUUUUAGAGGGUGUUCGAAGUGCGACGCAAGGUCUUUUUUUUGCCCUUUAGAAGGGCGUGCCAGUCGCCGUCGGAUCAUAUCAGUAGUUGCAGAAGGACGAGUUGGCGGCCUGGAUGCGAGAGUCUCUCGAAGGAAACGUCGUCGAGGAAGCCGUCGAAGACUGGGCUCCGCUUCUCCGUGAGCCGCCCAUCUGCUCCAAGUGAGUUUUUCUUUUCUUUUUCCUGACAUUCGGUGGUCCCAAGCAAAACUGGUAACUUUCCGUCGAAGUUUAAAAGAAAAGUAAGUUUUUUGAAAUACUUUCAUGUCCAGAUUUUUUCAAAUUUUUUUUCUCUAGUUUUUCUUUUGAGUGAUUUAUGCUGUUUUGGCAGAUCGCCUCGCGCAGAAGGAGAAGCAUCGGUAAUGCAACGAGCGCUAUGUCCCUGGGAGGCCAAGUAAGUCCAAAGAGUCAAGAGUUCAAAGCGUGGCUUCUCUCAGGGUGAACUACGAAGAGACUCGCGAGCCGAAAAUGAUUUCUGAGUCGACAUGUCUCUGUAGAAAAAGUCGCGGCUCUUCUGGCGCCUUCUGUGUCCCGAUCAUUCGACAGGUUUGGACUUCUUCAAACACUUGAUUCUGGUUGUAUUGGGACUUGAAAUGAAAAUAUCCCCAACAGAAUAUUUUCUCUGGAAUUUUCAGUUUUUUAUUCGCUUUCAGCGCUUGUUCAAAAGAAAGCCGAACUUUUCUUUUGAAACAUAGAAGAGCGCCGAAUUCUUUGCCUUCCGUGUAUUUUCUUCAUUCCGUGUAUUUUCUUCACUUGAAGUGGUAGCUCUCUCAAUCGGUCCGAGACUUUUUCUCUAUUAGAAAAGACUUGAACUUCUUGGAUUUUUCGACUGCUUCCUGAAUGAUAUCCUUGCAGGUAGCAGUGUUGAGAAGAGUGUCUUGUGACCUGGCUACCGGCCAAUGGCGGUACACACGCAGCACGCAGUCCGUCACCGUUGGAUGCCAUUCGGUGCUGCCGAGGACGCAGCGGACCGUCUCUUUGGCCCACUUCGCCGCCGGCCAUCCUCUCUGA
This is a messenger RNA of Caenorhabditis auriculariae, 1598 nucleotides long. Lineage: Eukaryota; Metazoa; Nematoda; Chromadorea; Rhabditida; Rhabditidae. The record is from the annotation of a GenBank genome assembly.